AACUCCAAUAAAUUGGGGCGUCGCGCUACCGGUACAAAUUUGGUAUCUGCGUUUUCUUAUUCUACUCCGACCUCUGCGUGGCUCUGCUUUCACUGAUUACAUGUAGCUAAUCUGAGCAAUCUGCUUUUCUGAAUAAUCGAGUUUGAUGAAUACUCACCUGGUCUGUUUGACUAGAUCUUUCCAAGAGGAAAUACUGACUGGAUGCCCUCUAUAAGCUUGUUGGACUACACUGUACAGAAGAGAAUGAAAUACACUACCCAAGGAAAGUGUGGAUAAUUGCAAAGAUAGAGCUAAGAAAUUUACUUCAGAUGUGAAGCCGUUGAACUGCAAAAGUGAGCUGGAGAACUAAAGUUAUUUGAAAGUGGAAUUACAAUUGUGAUUGAUUGAUGUACUGCAGAUGACUUCACCAUGAGUGCCAAGUGGAAUAAUGUCAAAAGUGGAUCAAAGACUUGGGUCCACUCUGCAGCAGCUCUGACAGCUGGUCAUGUUGUCUAUAAUGUGAAAUACCUUGGAGCAGUAGAUGUAUCAUCCCCCAAGGGAGCUGAUAUUGUCAAAGAAGCUGUAACAAAGUUAAAGUUCAAUAAACAAGUAAAGAGAUCAGAAGGUGCUAAACCUCCAAAGAUGGAACUCACUAUAUCAGUAGAUGGUAUCACCAUACAAGAUAGACAAACCAAGGAGAAACAGUUCACCUAUCCAUUGCAUCACAUAUCCUACUGUGCUGAUGAUAAGUCUGACAAGAAGAUAUGUGCCUUCAUUGCCAAAGUUUCGCAAGAAAACAGGAAUGUAUGCCAUGUCAUGGAAAGUGACAAAAAUGCAGAGGAAAUCACAUUGACAGUCGGUCAAGCCUUUGACCUAGCAUAUCAGAAAUUUCUUUCAAAUGCUAACAAGACGCAGGAACAGCAGCAACAGAAUGACACUCUCAGAAAAAGGGUUGAUGAACUAGAAGAUGAGAAUAAGAAGUUAAAGCAAAGAAUAAAUGAAUUAGAAAUACAACAAGGUCUGAAACCAUCAUAUACGCUGCCACUCAAUGGAGAACAGAGCUUCAACAAUGGAUUUGUUAAAUAUAAUCCAUUUAAUCAGCGGUCCGAUUCAACUUUUGGACAGUUUCAAUCUUCAUCUGAGCCUGUUACUGCUAUCAAUCUUCUAGUUGACUUAAAGGUAUCUCAGCCCUCAUCGCCAUCAGGAGUUUCUCAAGACCAUUUUACUACCAAGGAUACCCUUGCUAUGCAGGCAGCAGCAUACAAAUCCACCAGAACAAACUCCACCUCUUCUUCCUCUGCAUUUGAUGAUGCCUUUGCCCCACCCAUUACAUUAGCACCGGUACCAUCGGCACCACCAGCACCGUCAGCUCCAAAAACUGUAGAGCCAUUCUUACCACCACCUCCUGCACCUAUUCAAAGAACAAAGGAAGCACCCUCUCCUCUUUUCAAACAGCCACCUCCUGCUGACCUUCAGUCAUCUACUUCUACAGUUCCUCCUUCACAACCCUCAGUUGAUCCAGCUAUAGCCAGAAGUAGACCAAGACCUCAACCAUUAUCACAAGGAACAGGAGUUCUGGCUCCUCCCCCUCGGACAAUGAGAAGAGGAGAUUCAGUAACAUCUCCUCCUCCUACAUCACCUAGUGUAGGCCUUGAUGAUCUGUAUGCUGCUGUAUCUAAAGCAUCUAAAAUGAAUGGAAGUGGAGCAGCCACAACAUCUCCUAAUCCAUUUGCUGCUUCAUCAAACACAGAAUUCAAAUUUGGAGAUGAUUUGGACUUUUUAAGCAACAAAGGCUCAUCAAAUGUAUCUACUUCAAACACUGGUGCUUCAUCAAAUAGCUUUUCAAUAAUGGACUUGGAUCCCCUGAAAUAAAAAAUUAGAUGAAAUGAACUUAUUUACAAUCAUCUCUUUUCUAUCCUGCCUGCUUGCAAUCACAAGCCCACCACUUUGCAAUCUCUUCUGAUAUACAUGUAAUACCAACAUUGCAUAGUCUUCAUCUUCUUGAAUAUGCUUCAUAUGCAACUUUCCUGAGAUCUGUCUUUGAAUCAUCAAAUUUCAUUUCAUCAAGGAGAAACAGCUUUGAAUCUUAUUCAAUAUCAUUGUUAAUCUUCCUUGAGCAGACAUCAACAAUGAAAUAAUAUUAAUACAUUAUGAUCAUAAGUUAAAGAAAUGUGAAUUUGAUACUGAUGUUUUUUUCUACUAAAGUGAGUAUUAAAUAUGAGGUCUUUCAUACUACAGAUGAUGAAUAGACUGAUCAUUAUGUGUUGUUUUGGAGUUUGCGCAUUUCUCUGCAUCCAGACAUAAUUGAUAAUUUUGUAAAGAAAACUUCUGUUGCAGAACAAACUCCAACAAAACUCCAUAUUUUGUUUUUGAUGAUCUUUACAUUGCAAUUUUUGUGACAGACAAUACUAUAGUCAGGGUCUUUUUAUGAUACCAUUCAAUACUCAGUGUUGAAUUCUAGUUUGUAAAUGGAUUCUGUAUGAAUGUAUGUAACACUCAUUAUUUAUACUUUUGUACUAUAAUAUUCAAUCUGUCCCAUGGUGGUUGUGUUUGAAACUGUUUCUCCAAUCGCACAUCUUAGGCCUAUAUUUAUAAUCUAUUUUGAGGUAUAAGCUUCAAUAAUUAUUUCCUUGUAGCAUAAAUGUACAUGUAUAUUGAUUAUAACUUUUAAGGUGUCUAUGAGAACGUUAAUCUUAGACCCUUAUUUCUGUAAUCAACCUCUGUACCUCAAAUAAAACUCCUUGUCUGUCCAUCCAUUGAUUUUCCAUUAUUAGACAAAAGCCUCACAAAUAAUAAUGCUUAUUGUUGAUAUUGCAUUGUAUUGCUAUUUGAUCACUGAUGAAUGCAUUCUACCUUUGGUAAAGGUGUUUAUUUGUAAAUUAAAAACUGAUUAGCAGUGUCGUAUGAUAUCAUCUUAGUUCAUAACAUCCGUUGCUUAUUUACAUUUUUAUUAAUAUAUAAUGGAUUAAUUCACUCUAGAGAUAUAUUUGAUUGCCUACAGUGCCUGUCAUAAGAAAGUUAUCUAGAUUAACUUUCUAUCAUUAUCCUGUAUAAAUCUAUAAGGAAUUCAGAUUGGGAUUCUUCUAAAAGAGUUUGUGAGGUGGUCAUGUGAUUUGAAAACAUUGUUUAUUCCACAAUUAGAUUUGUACCUGUAAUGGUGAAUGACAUAUACCUGUCUUGAUGGUGUAGUAUUGUCAAAAUGGAUACUAUGUUUACAGUUUCAAGAAUAUACAUAUUUCAUUUUCAGGGUACUUUGUAAUUUUGAAACAUGCAGGCCAGAAUAACUGAAAAUUGAGAGACUAGUUCAAUACACAUGAGCCAAUCAGGUGAUCAUUAAAGUUACUAUGGUAACAUCUUAUGAUUGUUGUAAAUCAUUUAGCAUGCAGUUUUGUCUACAAUUAUCACAACGAAGCACUUCUUUUAAAUAUUGAUCGUUCCUAAUUUCUGAUUAGUCAGUAGAAUACUGACCUCUUCAGUCAUCUUGCUUUUAAAGAUAGCACUGAAUCUGAGAUAAUGGCGCAAUUCAUAAACUUGAAUGAUUAAAAUUUGAAUAUCCAUUUAACCUACUUGUAAGAAAUAUUUUAAUUCUACCAGUAAAUUAAUCUUUAAUUAUAAGAACAAAAUAUAUUUAUUAUUUGAAAUGUCACAGUAUGCAGUGAAAGGUCCAUGGGCACUUUCUAUUGCAUGUCAUUUUGAAAUUUGUUAGUUUCUUAUGUCAUAUGAUUUGAUAUACAUGUAAAGAGAGAUUUGAAUAUUUUUGUUAAUGUAUAUUUGAAAUCUAUACAGGUGUAAGAGUUUCAAAGUACUUCAUUGCUUUAUCAAAUAAUAUAUUUUCAUUGCCAAUAUGUUCAAAGUGAGUACAAUUGUAAAGCAUUUUAGAAAUUGCUAAACGUAUAUAUGUUCAUCUUUAUAUUUCCUUGUAUAUUUGAUUUUUGAAAAUCAUCUGUUGUACAAUCCAGAUAUGAUCAAAGUAUGUAUUUUUUUUGGAGAAAUUAGGUAUCUUCUGUUUGUAGGUUUAUCUUGCUUUAUAUACCAUGAUCAUGGUCUUCUACAAUCCAAGAGGCUUGUUUGUGUAAACUAAAUGUUUAAGAAAAUACAAUUACAUGUGCAAAAAUUCUUCACAGCAGAGCCCCUCUUCCCAGAAAGCCAUCAAAUAUCUUGAUGUUUUUAAUAAUUUUGAGAUAUGAUAGAGCAAUCUCAGUUUCUAUAACAAGUGAAUAUCAAUUUUUUUAAUUUAUUUUAUUUUUUAUUUUUUGGGGGGUUCUAUUUAUCAAAGAAUUUCACCUGAUAUUCUCUAGUAAUGAUUCAAGGACUGUUCGAAGGACGGACUUCAAACUUGUCUGAUGUAUGCAAGCAUGAUCUGGGGGGUGACUAGUUCAUGAUAUAAUGUGAUCUCUUAUGAACUCCAUACCAAAUAAGCCUAUAUACUUACCUCAAGUACAAAUAAUUCAUAUGGGCCCCUCUUCCAACCCAUAUAAAGUUAUGCCUUUCUUUCCACCCCAAAUAUUUACAUCUAGUUUCAGUCUGGAAUAAUGAAGUCCAUCAAGCCUAUAAUUAUUUUUUAUUCAAUAUAUGCAUCUUCAUCCUUGUCUAAAGUACUAUUUCUUUGUGAAUCUUUUUACUGAAUGUUUAUUUCCAAUUAGUUGUAUUAUCCAAAAUUGAAUUCUAUUCUGAUACUAAUUACUAGAAAUAGAAAUCUGUUUGUAAAUCUUUAAUUCUGAAUCAGGAAUGCGUAAAGAGUGACAAUGGUUUCAAUAGUUUGUGAUGUCAAGGUUUAAGACCAACCUUUUUUUUGUUGAAUCCAUGUAAGGUCUCUAUAUAUCCAGUGAAUAAGGAUGUAUGGAAUAUAUAAAAAUGAUUGUUUAAAUUUAUGAUUAGAUUUCAAAGAUUGAAAAUUUGAGAUUUCUUUGAUGGUUUUUCACAAUAUCAGAAUAUAGUAUACCAGUAAUGGAUCCAGGGGGGGUGCACAUCUGGCCCGUGCUCCCCCCUAUUGAGAGCCAUCAUAAAAAAUCUAAUGUAAAUAUGCUGUUAUUACCCUAGUGAGGGCCUUGGGGGGCUUGACAAAUAUCCCGUGAAAACCUCUUUUUUUUUGCUUGUCAAAUUUUAAUUUUCAUCCUGAAAAUGUUUCCCUCUUUGGGAAAAUCCUGGAUCCGCCCUUGUAGUACAAUUCAUAUCUGGCAAAAGCAGAGGCAUAAAUGUUGAAUGUGUGCAGUUGACAUAUAUAUAUAGCUUUUAUUGGGCUUACAGUGUAGGAAGGUUCCAUAGUAGCACAUGUGAAUUUGCAAGGUAUAGAAGUUUGGGUUCAAAACUAAAGAGAAAUUAGUAAUCAUCCUAAUUGAUAAAUAGUUAAGAACCAUCCUGAUAGAUUUCAUAUUUGAAAUGUUUUUUUUUUGUAUACAUGUGUGUAAAUGUUAUGCGUAAGUAAUGGCUGAACAUUAAGUAUGUGCAGAUUGGCUGAAUGUGGUUGCAAUAAAUAAAGUGCAAACUUAA
Molecule: messenger RNA, 5469 nt
Organism: Lytechinus variegatus (green sea urchin)
Lineage: Eukaryota; Metazoa; Echinodermata; Echinoidea; Temnopleuroida; Toxopneustidae
Product: PTB domain-containing engulfment adapter protein 1-like
Exons: 14
Coding region: 409-1851 (480 amino acids)
Source: RefSeq, a predicted model, not a curated record